Geodia barretti is the source of this 1390-nucleotide messenger RNA. NCBI's taxonomy places the organism in Eukaryota, Metazoa, Porifera, Demospongiae, Tetractinellida, Geodiidae. The record is from the annotation of a GenBank genome assembly.
AAUGGAGACACAGCAGUCAUAUAGCUGUAAAGAGACAUGAUCCAGCCCUCUGAGGAGCUAGUAAGGGCAGAGAGUGACCUCACCCUCCAGAACCAGGAGGACUCCCUCCACUAAUGAUGCUGCCAGAUUGAGACUGACAUUACUAACAUUCUACUGUAGGAGAAAACAUCAACCUGGACUUCAGAGAAGGGAACAGGAUGGUCAGAUCCCUCCAUAUCUCUUGCCGAGACAGGAUACUCAGCUACCACAGUAGCAACUGCUCAAGGCAGAAGCUAAUGCUCACCUCAAAGACACGUUUGGAAUCUACAACAACACUUACUUUCUCCUCCAUGAGCCAACCUAGUCCAUUUUAGUUCACUGCGUGGUUAAGGUGCCUCUUUAGACAUGCACAGUCUGAGAGUUGUCAUCCAGCCACUCUGAGGGAGCUAGUGAGGGCAGGGAGUGACCUCAACCUCCAGAACCAGGAGGGACUCACUCCACUAAUGAUAGCUGCCAGGAGUUGGAGAACUGACAUUACUAACAUUCUACUGGAGGGAGAAAACAUCAACCUGGACAUUCAGGAGAAGGGAACAGGAUGGUCAGCCCUCCAUUUCUCUGCUGAGACAGGAAACUCAGCUACCACAGUAGCACUGCUCAAGGCAGGAGCUAACCCUCGCCUCAAAGACAAGAAUGGAGACACAGCAGUCAUAAUAGCUGUAAAGAGACAUGAUCCAGUGACUCUGAGGGAGCUAGUGAGGGAAGGUAGUGACCUCAACCUCCAGAACCAGGAGGGGCUCACUCCACUAAUGAUAGCUGCCAGGAGAGGGAUGGCUGACAUUACUAAAAUUCUACUGGAGGGAGAAUACAUCAACCUGGACAUUCAGGAGAAGAGAAUUGGACAGUCGGCUCUCCAUUUCUCUGCUGUGAUAGGAGACGCAGCUACCAUAGAAGAACUGCUCUUGGCAGGAGCAAAUCCUCACAUCAAAGACAAGAAUGGGGUAACAGCAAUGGAGAUUACUGAACAAAGAGCUCAAUAUGGCCUUGAGUCCGAGACAUUGGCAAUGGGAGAGAUGAUGAGUCAGAGUGCUAUGAGACAACUCAAGUCGGAGAGCAAAGAUAUUGAAGGAGAUGAUACUAGUUCAUCAUGUAGAUUUGUAAUCAUCUGUCACCAUAAUUGGCGAGCGGGAGCGAGCCAACCUAUAUAGUCGUUCGUUCGAGCCGAUUUUGUUAUUUAUCGUCGUUCGUACGUCGUGUAAGUGCGCAUGCGCGACUUUGUUGUAUAAACGCGCUUCCAAAUGUUUACACAUACACACACCGCGGUGCCUCGCGAUAUGCCCCGAUCGAUCUAGACUACUAUAUAGCCAGCGAGAGAACUCUCCUCCAUUCGACGGCAUGCGCUGCAACCUUCGGU